AUGAGUUUGGCCCAGUGGAUGACUCUGAAUAAACGGUGUUCUGCAUCCACUCCUGUUUUGAAACAUGGACCCCAGGGCUGGCUGCAGUCGGUCUCCCCACUGAAAGGUGCAACGGAUUUUCCAGCUGUCCUCAUCUGGCAGCCUCCCCGAUUCUCACAGCAACUUGGUGACCAAAAGGCAGUGCAUGACCAGAAUGAGUUAUUCUCCAUCCCAUUCCUUAGACAUCUGGACAUUAUUUGUGUUUCGGCCAAUAAUGUGACUGAGCAGCUGUUUGCUUUCAAUGACACACAGGUCAUUCCCCCAAGGACAUCAGGGGAACGUAAGGUACAUAGAGGAGACACCAUUCUGCUUCAGAGCUGGACACCUGCCCUACUCCAUGUCACAUUCCAACACAACCCAUUUCACCAACCCCUCCACCUUCAUCCUGCUGGGAAUUCCUUCCUCCAUGAGCCCAUGUACUAUUUCCUUUGUAUGGUGGCUGUUGCCGACCUGGUCCUGACCACAACCACCCUGCCCAAAAUGCUGAGCAUCUUCUGGUUCAGUUCCAAGGAGAUCGAUUUCAGUGCCUGCCUCGCCCAGCUGUACUUCAUUCACUGCUUCUCAGUGAUGGAGUCAGGGAUUUUCGUGGCCAUGGCGUUUGAUCGCUUCGUGGCCAUCUGCCAUCCCCUGAGACAUUCCACCAUCCUCACAAACCCUGUGGUGGGCAAGAUCAGCCUGGUUGCGAUGUUGCGCGGUAGCAUACUCUUACUACCCUGUCCCAUCCUGGCGAGUCGCUGGCCGUAUUGCAGAACCAACAUGAUCCCCCACACGUUCUGUGAGCACAUCGCCGUGGUGAAGCUGGCCUGCGCCGACAUCCGCAUCAGUAGUUACUACGGCCUCUUUGUGGCCUUCUUGGUGAUUGGUGUGGAUGUGUUCCUCAUCAUCCUGUCCUAUAUUCAGAUCCUCAGGGUCAUCUUCAGCCUCCCCACCAAGGACGCCCGGCUCAAGACAUUUGAGACCUGCAGCUCCCACCUCUGUGUCAUUUCUGCCUUUUACAUCCCACGGCUCUUCUCCUUCCUCACGCAACGUUUUGGCCAGAAUGAUCUCCUGCAUUUCCACAUUCUCUUUGCCAACGUGUAUCUCCUGAUGCCCCCCAUGCUGAACCCCAUCAUCUAUGGGGUGAGGACCAAGCAGAUCUGGAACAGGCUGCUCCGUCUGUUUACUCAUAAAGGGACCUGA
Messenger RNA from Pelodiscus sinensis (Chinese soft-shelled turtle), 1218 nucleotides. The record is from RefSeq and is a predicted model, not a curated record. Lineage: Eukaryota; Metazoa; Chordata; Testudines; Trionychidae.